Galdieria sulphuraria is the source of this 1720-nucleotide messenger RNA. RefSeq names its product [pt] photosystem II PsbB protein. Gene Ontology annotation, biological process: photosynthetic electron transport in photosystem II; photosynthesis, light reaction; photosynthesis. Gene Ontology annotation, molecular function: chlorophyll binding. Gene Ontology annotation, cellular component: photosystem II; membrane. The transcript has a single exon. The coding region runs from base 27 to 1556 and encodes 509 amino acids. NCBI's taxonomy places the organism in Eukaryota, Rhodophyta, Bangiophyceae, Galdieriales, Galdieriaceae. The record is from RefSeq and is a predicted model, not a curated record.
AUCAAAAUUAAGGAGGAUUGUAGUCAAUGGGACUACCUUGGUAUAGAGUUCAUACAGUUGUUUUAAAUGAUCCUGGAAGACUGAUUGCAGUACAUAUAAUGCAUACAGCUUUAGUAUCAGGAUGGGCAGGAUCUAUGGCCUUAUAUGAACUUUCCGUUUUUGAUCCGUCCGAUCCUGUAUUAAAUCCAAUGUGGAGACAAGGAAUGUUUGUUAUGCCUUUUAUGACACGUUUAGGAGUAGUUGAUUCAUGGGGAGGAUGGAGCGUAACUGGUGAAAGUGUAGUUAACCCAGGUAUAUGGAGUUUUGAGGGGGUUGCUUUAUCACAUAUUAUUUUAUCUGGCUUAUUAUUCUUAGCUGCAAUAUGGCAUUGGGUAUAUUGGGAUUUGGAAUUAUUUCGCGAUCCUAGAACAGGUGAACCUUCUCUAGAUUUGCCUAAAAUUUUUGGCAUACAUUUAUUUCUUUCUGGAAUAUUAUGUUUUAGUUUUGGAGCAUUUCAUAUAACAGGUUUAUUCGGCCCUGGUAUUUGGGUUUCAGAUGCAUAUGGUCUUACAGGUAAAGUUCAACCAGUGGCACCAUCUUGGGGGCCAGAAGGAUUUAAUCCCUUUAAUCCAGGCGGUAUAGCUUCGCAUCACAUAGCAGCAGGGAUCAUAGGCAUAUUAGCAGGUAUUUUUCAUUUAAGUGUUCGACCACCUCAGAGAUUAUAUAGGGCAUUGAGAAUGGGUAAUAUUGAAACAGUUCUUUCGAGUAGUAUUGCUGCUGUCUUUUUUGCUGCUUUUGUUACAGCGGGAACGAUGUGGUAUGGUUCAGCGACUACUCCAAUUGAAUUAUUUGGUCCGACAAGGUAUCAGUGGGAUAGUGGUUAUUUUCAACAAGAAAUACAAAGAAGAGUGGAUAAUUAUUUGAGUCAAGGUUUAUCUUAUUCUGAAAGUUGGUCAAAAAUUCCGGAUAAGUUAGCAUUUUAUGAUUAUAUAGGUAAUAAUCCUGCUAAAGGUGGAUUAUUUCGUGCAGGUCCUAUGAAUAAAGGAGAUGGUAUUGCUGAAGCUUGGCUUGGACAUGCGGUCUUUGUGGAUCGUGAGGGAAGAGAGUUAAGUGUAAGACGAAUGCCUGCUUUUUUUGAAACUUUUCCAGUUAUUUUAGUUGAUAAAGAAGGUGUUGUGAGAGCAGAUAUACCUUUUAGGCGUGCUGAAUCCAAAUAUAGUAUUGAGCAAGUUGGUGUUACUGUAAGUUUUUAUGGUGGUAAGUUAAAUGGUCAAGUUUUUACAGAUCCAGCAAAUGUAAAAAAAUAUGCUAGAAAAGCUCAAUUAGGUGAGGUUUUUGAAUUUGACAGAGUUACACUCCAAUCAGAUGGAGUAUUUCGUACAAGUCCUAGAGGUUGGUUUACCUUUGGUCAUGUUAGUUUUGCUUUACUUUUCUUUUUUGGUCAUUUAUGGCACGGCUCACGAACAAUAUUUAGAGAUGUAUUUGCAGGAAUUAAUCCCGAGAUUACAGAACAAGUAGAAUUUGGAGUAUUUCAAAAAUUAGGAGAUAAAAGUACUAAAAAACAAGGUCUUGUAUAAGAUUACAUAAUAAUUUGAAAUUCAAUAUUUAUCGGUGAAUUUAGGAGGAAACAAUGGAAGCUUUAGUUUAUAUUUUUCUAUUGACAGGUACGCUAAUGGUAUUAUUUUUUGCUAUAUUUUUUAGAGAUCCUCCAAGAAUAGCUAAUAAACCAAAAAAAGAUUAA